Molecule: messenger RNA, 3507 nt
Organism: Drepanopeziza brunnea f. sp. 'multigermtubi' MB_m1
Lineage: Eukaryota; Fungi; Ascomycota; Leotiomycetes; Helotiales; Drepanopezizaceae
Cellular component (GO): cytoplasm
Molecular function (GO): ATP binding; metal ion binding; carbamoyl-phosphate synthase (glutamine-hydrolyzing) activity
Source: RefSeq, a predicted model, not a curated record
AUGGCUCUCUCCGUCCGCUUUGCAGGUCGAACGAGCAGCUCCCUCUUCCGUCAGAUCGGGGCUGCUUCUGCCAGUCCUGCUAGGAAUUUCACCACUCGAGCCUCGACUCGAUUUCUCUAUGCCCGCAGCCCGGCUCCUGUUCGCAAGCAUGCUGGCUUGGUCCGGCUCCUCUCGAGCUCCUCCGUCAAGAAGAACCAGUCCCAGACCGCACCUAACGCCGAGGCAUACCUACAAAGCGGGGUGAUCAAGGGGGCUGCAAACCCAGUGGACGUUAAGAAGGUCCUGGUAAUUGGCAGUGGUGGUUUGAGCAUCGGACAAGCGGGAGAAUUUGAUUAUUCUGGUUCUCAAGCAUUGAAGGCCUUGAAAGAAGCUGGUGUUGCUUCCGUGCUCAUCAACCCAAACAUUGCUACCAUCCAAACCGCCCACGUACUCACCGAUGAAGUCUAUUACCUGCCAGUUACCCCGGAAUAUGUCACAUACGUUAUCGAGCGAGAGAGGCCUGAUGGGAUCUUCCUUACUUUCGGUGGCCAGACCGCCCUCAACUUGGGUGUGCAAAUGGAGCGUAUGGGGAUUUUUGAACGUUACGGUGUCAAGGUUUUGGGUACUAGCAUUAAGACCCUCGAGACCAGUGAAGACAGAGACCUUUUUGCCAAGGCUCUUGGGGAGAUCAAUAUACCAAUCGCUCAAUCAAUUGCUGUCAGUACCGUGGACGAGGCCUUGGAGGCUGCUAAGGGCAUUGGAUACCCGAUCAUUGUCCGAGCUGCCUAUGCUCUCGGAGGACUUGGUUCUGGAUUCGCAAACAACGAGGAAGAGCUCCGCAACAUGUCUGCCAGAUCUCUUACCCUGUCUCCCCAAAUCUUGGUUGAGAAAUCUUUGAAGGGCUGGAAAGAGGUUGAAUAUGAGGUCGUUCGAGAUGCUAGUAACAACUGCAUCACGGUCUGCAACAUGGAAAAUUUCGAUCCUCUUGGAAUCCACACUGGUGACUCUAUCGUCGUAGCUCCCAGUCAGACUUUGAGCGAUGAGGAAUAUCACAUGCUACGUUCUGCUGCUAUCAAGAUUGUUCGUCACUUGGGCGUCGUAGGAGAAUGCAAUGUCCAAUACGCUUUGCAACCAGAUGGACUUGACUACCGUGUCAUUGAAGUCAACGCUCGUCUUUCUCGCUCAUCUGCUCUUGCUUCUAAAGCCACCGGAUACCCCCUCGCCUAUACCGCCGCCAAGAUUGGUCUCGGACACACCCUCCCGGAACUGCCAAAUGCUGUGACCAAGACCACUACCGCAAACUUCGAGCCUUCUUUGGACUACGUUGUCACCAAGAUUCCCAGAUGGGAUCUUGCCAAGUUCCAACACGUCAAGCGUGAUAUUGGGAGUGCCAUGAAGUCUGUCGGAGAGGUUAUGGCUAUCGGACGUACCUUCGAAGAGUCUAUCCAAAAGGCCAUCCGCCAAGUUGACCCUCGUUUCGUAGGCUUUCAAGGCGACAAAUUUGACGACCUGGACUACGAGCUUGCGAACCCUACUGAUCGUCGCUGGUUGGCUGUUGGUCAAGCUAUGCUUCACGAGGGUUACACCGUUGACCGCAUUCAUGAUUUGAGCAAGAUCGACAAGUGGUUCUUGUACAAGCUCCGAAACAUUGUGGACUGUACCCACGAACUUGAGGACAUAGGAAGUCUCUUUGGUAUCAAGAAAGAGCUCAUGAUGAAGGCGAAGAAGAUGGGGUUCUCUGACCGACAAAUCGCCAACGCUGUUGGGUGCACCGAGGACGAAGUCCGUGCUCGUCGCAAGAACUUUGGGAUCACUCCCUUCGUCAAGAAGAUUGAUACCCUUGCCGCUGAGUUCCCCGCUGACACUAACUACCUUUACACCACCUACAACGCCACUACUCACGAUGUAACUUUCAAUGAUCACGGAAUCAUUAUCUUGGGCAGCGGAGUGUAUCGCAUUGGGUCCAGUGUUGAAUUCGAUUGGUGCACCACUUCGGCUACCCUCGCUCUCAGAGAAAUGGGCAAGAAGACUGUGAUGAUCAAUUACAACCCUGAAACUUACUCUACCGAUUUCGAUACCGCCGAUAAGCUCUACUUCGAGGAGCUCAGCUACGAGCGCGUGAUGGACAUAUAUGAGCUCGAGCACUCCACUGGUGUUGUGGUUUCUGUUGGUGGACAAUUACCACAGAACAUUGCUCUCCGUCUGCAAGAGGAUGGAGGUGCGAAGGUGCUUGGAACCGACCCCCGCGACAUCGACAGGGCGGAAGACAGACAGAAGUUCUCCGAGAUACUCGACAGCAUUGGGGUUGAUCAGCCUGCCUGGAAGGAGCUUACUUCCGUCGCUGAUGCCGAGAUUUUCGCUGAAGAGGUCAGCUAUCCAGUUUUGGUCCGCCCUUCGUACGUCCUUUCUGGUGCCGCUAUGACUGUCAUCCGCAGCAAGGACGAGCUCAAGGACAAGCUCGAGGCCGCUAGCAAUGUCUCGCCUGACCACCCGGUUGUCAUCUCAAAGUUCAUCGAAGGUGCAGAGGAGAUUGAUGUUGACGCUGUUGGUGCCAACGGCAAGCUCAUUGUUCAUGCUGUGAGCCAGCAUGUGGAAGAGGCUGGUGUCCACUCCGGAGACGCCACUCUGGUUCUCCCACCUGUCUCUCUGGAUCAAGGCACAAUGGAUCGUGUCAAGGAAAUUGCUGUCAAGGUUGCCAAGGCCUGGAGCAUCACUGGACCCUUCAACAUGCAGAUCAUCAAGGCUGCCGAUCCAGCUGGAGGUCCUCCCCAAUUGAAGGUCAUUGAAUGCAACUUGCGUGCAUCCCGUUCAUUCCCAUUCGUGAGCAAGGUCCUCGGGCUCAACUUCAUUGACGUCGCAACUAAAUCACUCGUUGGUGUCAACGUCCCAGAGCCUGUUGAUCUCAUGGCCAUCAAGCGUGACUACGUUGCCACCAAAGUACCUCAAUUCUCCUGGACCCGCCUCGCUGGAGCCGAUCCCUUCUUGGGCGUCGAAAUGUCCAGCACCGGUGAGAUCGCUUGCUUCGGAAAGGAUCUCGUCGAGGCCUACUGGGCAUCCCUGCAAUCUACCAUGAACUUCCGCAUGCCAGAGCCAGGAGAGGGUCUCCUCUUCGGUGGCGACGUCUCAAAGAGAUCUCUGGUAUCAAUCGUCGACUACAUCUCCCCUCUCGGAUACAAGCUCUACGCUGCCGAGCCUGAAGUCAAAGAAUUUCUGGAGUCGACAGCCAAGAACAAGGUCAAGGUCGAAGUCAUCGAGUUCCCCACCGAGGACAAGCGCGCUCUUAGAGAAGUAUUUCAGAAGUACGAUAUCCGCGGUGUCUUCAACUUGGCUGCAGCCCGUGGAAAGACUGUUCUUGAUGUCGAUUAUGUGAUGCGACGAAACGCCGUUGACUUCGGCGUUCCCCUUUUCAUGGAGCCUAAGACUGCCGAGCUCUUCGCUCGCUGCAUGAGCGAGAAGCUUCCCCGCCAGGAAGGAAUUCCAGGUGAGGUCCGCAGAUGGUCUGAUUUCAUAGGCGGCAAGCCUCUGUAA